This is a messenger RNA of Didymodactylos carnosus, 2091 nucleotides long. The record is from the annotation of a GenBank genome assembly. Lineage: Eukaryota; Metazoa; Rotifera; Eurotatoria; Philodinida; Philodinidae.
AUGACAUUUAGGGUUUGGGGUCAAACGAAGUUUCAAGCGGUCGAUCUAUUACUUCAUACGCACGCGCCUCGCCUUAAUAUUUCUUCGAAUCAAUAUGAAAAACAACCAUUUCGUCUUGAAAUUGAUACUAUUGGUCAAUUACAAACACUAAAAUAUCGUUCAUUUAACUCUCCUUCAUUAUCACCGACUGAUGUUCAAGUAGAAGUACAUGCAUCGGCAUUAAAUUUUAGAGAUUUGAUGUUCGCAUUAGGAAUGAUAGAAAAUUCAAUGGGUUUUGAUAGUGAAACAUUGAAAUAUCGCGAACGUCGGGUGAAGCUUGGUUUGGAAUUUAGUGGUAUUGUCACUGAUGUUGGUUUAACAGCUUCACAAACAUUUCAAAUUGGUGAUCUAGUGUUUGUUUAUGCUGGAUUAAUUGUUAAAGCACAGCUGAAAUCAGGCGAAACCGUACUUAUUCAUUCAGCAGCCGGUGGUAUUGGUCAGGCUGCCAUUCAAUUAUCUCAGUAUGUUGGCGCUAAUGUUAUUUGUACCGUUGGUUCCAAUGAAAAACGUGAAUUUUUAAAUAAAACUUACGGAUGUACACAAUUUGCUAAUUCACAUUCAACCGAAGAAUGGAAAUUAGAUGUUCUGAAGCUGACUGACGGUCAAGGAGUUGAUGUUGUAUUGAAUUCAUUAAAAGGUGAUGCAAUUGCAGCUGGUUUAGAAUGUUUGAGAACUGGUGGGCGUUUUAUUGAAAUCGGUAAGGUUGAUAUUCUCAAUCAUUCCAAAUUGGAUAUGAAUUUAUUAUUGCGUGAUUUGAGUUUCCUCAGUGUUCAAAUUGAUAUUUUAAUGCGGAGUGAAACAGAUAAAAUUCAACAAUAUUUACAAGCUGUUAACCAGUUAGCGUCUGAGAAACAUAUUUCACCAAUUGUUGAUCGUGUCUAUGAAUUAAAUGAUACAGAACCGGCAUUUCGUUUUCUGAUGUCUGGCCAACAUAAAGGAAAAUUAAUUUUAAAUAUGCAAAGUAAACCCCCAAAUGUUUAUCCUCCAUCAACUAUCUAUAAUCCAACGGUAUGUUACAUUCUAAGUGGUGGGACGGGAGCAUUAGGUCUGCAAUUAGUCCAACAUAUGAGCACACAUGGUGCUAGACAAUUCAUCUUAUUAUCCCGUCAAGGUAGAACCUCUUUACGAUCGUCUGAUGCUACCAUGCUUGCUCGUCUUGAACGUUUCGGUAUUGAAAUUUACAUUGGGAAAGGUGAUGUAGCCAAACGAGACGAUAUUCAACGUGUCUUGCAAGAAGCUGAAGACUAUUUGUUUAUUUUAUCAUCAACCAAAUACAGUAUUCUUCAUUUGGCAAUGGUUCUUGAUGAUGCACCCAUUUCAAAACUUAAUAUUCAACGUAUAGAAAAUGUAAUGCAAUGUAAAGUACAAGGGGCACUUAAUUUACUUGAAUCAAUUCCUGAUGACAAACUUGAACAUGUUAUAUUCUUUUCAAGUGCUGCUUCAGCAUUUGGUAAUCCAUCACAAGCAAAUUAUAGUGCUGCAAAUACAUUUCUUGAUGCUUAUGCUAAUCAACUUGCAAGGUCGUCACGAAAAAAAGUAAGAGUUCUAAAUUUAGGUCUUAUUGAAGAUGUUGGUAUUCUCGCUGAAGAUUGGAAAUUAAAACAAAUUUUAACAGCAAAAGGUUUUGGUGAAGGUUUGACAUCGAUGGGCGUUGCACAACUUGUUGAUCAUGCAUUUCUAGUUAAUGAUAAUAAUGAAUGUCAAAUGUUAUAUGGGAAUUUCCAGAUAGAAGAUUUUAUUCGUUCAUAUCCAAUAUUAAAAACCCGACUAGAACAUUUAAUUGAUCAUACCAUAUCGAACAGCGACGGUACUGCAGGUUCUUCAUCUAACAGCAAUGAAGUAACUAUAGAGUCCAUCUCCGCAUAUAUUUCAACAUUAUUAGCAACAUCAAAUCUUGAUGUAACUGAAUCAUUGACUGUGCAAGGUGUAGAUUCGCUUUUAGCUGUUGAAUUAAGUGCCGGUUUAAAAAAGAAAUUUGGAUUAGUGAUCAGUCAAUUGGCACUGUUAGGUGGACUGUCUGUAAAACAAAUUGUAGAAUCAGCCUCUCCUUGA